This is a messenger RNA of Lepus europaeus (European hare), 4409 nucleotides long. It is a transcript of the gene C15H5orf22, whose product is annotated as chromosome 15 C5orf22 homolog. The transcript is spliced from 9 exons. The record is from RefSeq and is a predicted model, not a curated record. The coding region runs from base 80 to 1411 and encodes 443 amino acids. NCBI's taxonomy places the organism in Eukaryota, Metazoa, Chordata, Mammalia, Lagomorpha, Leporidae.
GGGCGGUGGGGAAGCUGCUCGGGCUCUCGUGGGUACUCACCGGGUUCCUGGAACUCGGGACUCAUCGGAGCACGAAAACAUGACUGACUGCGACGGAGAGCGCGCUCGCCUCCGCCGCUACGCAGAGCUACCUGUGUGGGUGGUGGAGGAUCAUCAGGAGGUUCUGCCUUUUAUAUACCGGGCCAUAGGCUCAAAACAUCUUCCUGCCAAGGAUAUAAGUUUUCUACAUUUUGACUCCCAUCCAGACCUUCUGAUUCCUGUGAAUAUGCCAGCAGACACAGUGUUUGAUAAGGAAACACUCUUUGAAGAACUAAGUAUUGAGAACUGGAUUAUGCCUGCAGUUUAUGCUGGCCAUUUUUCCCACGUUGUAUGGCUUCAUCCCACGUGGGCUCAGCAAAUGAGAGAGGGAAAACACCACUUUUUAGUGGGCAAAGACACUUCUACUACAACAAUCAGGGUUACAAGUACUGAUCAUUACUUCCUCAGUGAUGGCCUCUAUGUACCUGAAGACCAGCUAGAGAACCAGAAGCCUUUAAGACUGGAUGUAAUUAUGAUGAAACCUAAUAAACUCUGUAGCAAACAAGAAGAAAAUGCUGCAGUGUGUUCUGCCAAGAAGCCAAAACUGGCACUGGGAGGAGCAGAAAACACUGCCUCUGGUACUCGCGACUCUUCCGCAGAUGGACUGGGAAAGGACCCAGGGACACGGGGAAGCUGCCAGUCUUGCCUGGAACUGUCAUGUGUGUGUUCUUCUGAAAGUCAGGCCUGCCAGAAUACUGUCAGCACUGGGGAAGUUCCGGAAAUUUUGAAGAAAGGAGAUGGAUUUGUUUUAGAUAUUGACUUAGACUUUUUUUCCGUUAAGAAUCCCUUCAAAGAAAUGUUCACUCAGGAAGAAUACAAAAUCUUGCAAGAGCUAUACAAUUUUAAAAGGCCUGGUGCCAACCUGUCAGAGGAAGAUUUGGUAGAUAUUGUUGAUACUCGAAUUCACCAGUUAGAAGAUUUAGAAGCUACUUUUGCUGAUUUGUGUGAUGGUGAUGAUGAAGAAACAGUACAAAGAUGGGCCUCAAAUCCUGGAAUGGGAUCACUAGUUCCACUUGUACAGAGUUUAAAAAAACGAAUGGAAGUGCCUGACUAUGAAAUGGUUCACCAGGCUGGUCUGACCUGUGAUUAUUCAGAACUUCCUCACCAUGUCAGCACAGAACAAGAAAUAGAGUAUCUUAUUCAAUCUGUACAUUAUUUCCUGAAAAAUCUACCAAAACCUACUCUUGUGACAAUUGCAAGGUCCAGUCUGGAUGAUUACUGUCCUUCUGAGCAAGUCGACUCCAUCCAAGAAAAGGUCCUCAGCAUGCUGCGCUCCCUCUAUGGCUCUCUGGACGUUCACCUGCAGUACUCUGCAGGGUCCUCGCCGUCCUGAACACAGCAGUGGGCUCCUGUUUCAUCUUGGUCUAGUGACAGGGUUUUCAUUAACUUACUUACAAAUUAGUCUUCCAGGGAAUAUUUUUUCCAUUAACUUGCAGUUGAAAUUUUUCAGAUAUUUGGAAUUUCCAAACAAAUAUCAGUUAUUGAAUGAAUGAUGAUGUAAUUUUUAGGCAGCAAGUCUACCACGCCCAGUUGGUAGAACUACGUAUCCGUCUUCCUCUCCAUCCGUCCCAUUGUUGUCUUUAUUUUUGUGAAUUUUAUUUUCCAUUUAACCCCCUGGGUCCACUGGACUGUUUGAGAUUCAUUCAUCUAUCUGUUCAUUCAUUUUCUUUUUUUUUUUUUUGACAGGCAGAGUGGACAGUGAGAGAGAGAGACAGAGAGAAAGGUCUUCCUUUGCCAUUGGUUCACCCGCCAAUGGCCGCCGCGGCCGGCGCACCACGCUGAUCCAAAGGCAGGAGCCAGGUGCUUCUCCUGGUCUCCCAUGGGGAGCAGGGCCCAAGCACUUGGGCCAUCCUCCACUGUACUCCUGGGCCAUAGCAGAGAGCUGGCCUGGAAUAGGGGCAACCAGGACAGAAUCCGGAGCCCUGACCGGGACUAGAACCCGGUGUGCCGGCGCUGCAAGGCGGAGGAUUAGCCUAUUGAGCCGCAGCACCGGCCUCAUUUUCUCAACUGAUAGUUACUGAGCACUUUUCAUGUGACAGCAUUAUUAAGUCCUGGGUGUGUGGUAAUGAACAGAAUAGACAAGACCUCAAUCCUUUUGGGAAAAACUAUGGCUUCUGAGAAGUGUUAGGAAGAAAGGACAACCACAAACAUGUCUUAGCCGUGCUCUUAGGACUCAGGGUACCCUGGCCUUACAGGAAAGAAAAUUCUCAAAAGCUACUACCAAAAAAACCUUGCCACCCCAUGGAAAUGUUGCAGGAAGUCUAACUUUCUUUUUUUUUUUUUUUUUCUUUUGACAGGCAGAGUGGACAGAGAGAGAGAGUCAGAGAGAACGGUCUUCCUUUUUGCCGUUGGUUCACCCUCCAACGGCCGCCGCGGUAGGUGCGCUGCGGCUGGCGCACCGCGCUGUUCCGAUGGCAGGAGCUAGGUGCUUCUCCUGGUUUCCCAUGGGGUGCAGGGCCCAAGGACUUGGGCCAUCCUCCACUGCACUCCCGGGCCAUAGCAGAGAGCUGGCCUGGAAGAGGGACAACCAGGACUAGAACCCGGUGUGCCAGCACUGCAGGCAGAGGAUUAACCUAUUGAACCGCGGCGCCAGCCAGAAGUCUACCUUUCCAAGGCUGCUGGGAUUUGGCCUCUGCCAGAUGCUUUUCAACAUUGUUAAUAUUGAAGAGGUCUGGUUGAGUAAACUUGACCAAACAAAAAUUAACCUCUGGAGUGGGGGUUUUGGCUAAUCAGAAAAGCCCUUCAGGUGAUCCUUGUGGGCAUCAGUUAGCAUUCUAGUCCCUAAGUACCACUAGAUUGGCUGCCUGGAUUGAUAAAUUGUUCAGUAAACCUACUUCUGAUGCAGAUAGUAAGAAAAAAAGUUAAACCUUCACUUCCGACCUGCAAUAGAUACACAGGGAUGUAACUGUCUUCCACUAGCCUCCUUGUGCCUAACACUGUCUUCCAGAAUCACUCUGGAUCAUGAAACUUUUAUUUUUCUCCAUUUACUGAAGUCUUCCACUCUUGGAUAUCGAUAUCCUUUUGUUCCAUAAUCGUUUUCAUUUUUUUUUUUUUAAAUUCCAAAAUCUGGAAACCUCAGAAAAACUUCUAGUCUGAAGCAUUUCUUUUUUCUUUUUUUUUUUUUUUAAGAUUUAUUUAUUUGAAAAGCAGAGUCACAGAGUGUCAGAGAGAGAGAGAAAUCUUCCAUCCACUGUUUCACUCCCCAAAUGGCCACAACAUCAAGAACUGCGCUGAUCCUAAGCCAGGAGCUUCCUCCGGUUUUCCCAUGUGGGUGCAGGGGCCCAAGGACUUGGGCCAUCUUUCACUGCUUUCCCAGGCCAUAGCAGAGAGCGGAAUUGGAAGUGGAGCAGCCAGGUCUCAAACCGGCACCCAUAUGGUAAAAGCCAGGUGGUGGCUCUUACCCGCUACACCACAGCACCAGUCCCUCCAUAAUCAUUUUUAACUACCUACUUGAUUUCUUUUCCUUUAAAAGGCAGCAUUAAAUGAAAAAAGAAAACAAACACCAUAACUUCUCAGUCCUAACUCAGAGCUUUCAUUUUUGCAUGUAAUCCUCAGGCCUCGUCCACAUCUAUACCUACAGAGUUGCAUGUAACUAAAACGAAGAGUGUUACCUAACUCUGUGGCUAAGACCCAAGAACAUAUUGCAUUGUCACCCAGUAGAUGAUACCAGACCCCACUUUUCCAUUGAUUCUGUUUUCCAGUUUCUUACCACCACAUUAGCUUCCAGAGGCUAAUACUGUGGAUGCUUAUUUGUAUUGUGAAAAGGAAAGCAAACUGAUUUAGCUUUCCAGCCAACUUGGCAAAACAUUAUGUACCAAAAAGGUUUAUAUUCUCUGUAAAAAUCAGAACUUUGCAACAUUGUGUUUAUUUAUAUUGAAAUUUUCCUGUUGGAAUUCUGUAAGUAGAUAUCACUUUUAUUUAUGAGUAAAUUAUUUUGUGCACUAAAAGAAAUUAAAAGUAUGUUUUUGAAAUUUUAAAGAUGUUAAAUACAGCUAUAGUACUAAUUUAUUGUAUGUCAGUGUGUUGAUGGCAUUGAUUUUGAGUCUAGUUUACUGGUAUUAUGAUUCCCAUGAAUUCUGAUUGUUUGAACUCAGGUUAAAUAAAAGAGCAUCAGCUUGGCUUGUGGUAACAAUCAGGUGUUGAAUGCUUAUGCUUUAUGACUGUAUCUGAGGAGUAAAAUUGAGUCUGUACUUAUUGCAUAGAAACAGUUUAAUAAUUACCUCUCUGUAUAUCCAAAUAGAAAGAUGAUUUUCAAGCUAUCCUUCAUUUGUGAAGGGACAGGAACAUUGUUUUGGAUUAUGUGCAAAUACCAUUAAAGCUUAGUAUUUUAA